UAUUUUUGAAAGCUCGUGUCGAGUCAAAUGGUAACAAAUUAUUAGGGACUAAAGAAGUAUCUUACUAUAAUUAAGUGACUUAUUUUCAUCAAUAAGGAUGUAAUUCAUGUUUUUUUCAAAACUAUAUACUCCAUAUUUUAACAAAAUACUUGAAAAUUAAAUUUGAGUGAUUUUCUAGAUUUAUACAUUUAAAGUAAUUUAUUACCAUAAAACCAUUCAUUAAAGUGACAUGCUUAUUCUUCAUAGCAAAAUGAAAACAUUAGCCGAUGCGGUGUGAAGCAUUUAUUUUCUUUUCUUUGAGCAUAAAUAGGGAGGGGAUGUAUUUUAAAUUGUUUUAUUUAACGGUGUGCGUAUUUAUUAUCCCAAUUUGUUUCAUCAGAUUUAUGAACUUAUAUGAUAAAUAUGGGUUCGAUGUAUGUAAAUAGGAAAGUAAAAUACAACGUCCAUUUCCAGGACAAUGACAAAUCCAAUUUAUGAUCCCAUUAAUUUGCUUUUAUGCAUAGACUAGAUUAUCUCAAAGGGCAUCAUAUUUAUUUUGGUUUACUCUAAAAGUGAUUACAUACUAAUUUCCCCUUAAAGUAGAUAUUUGUGUAAUUGUUGAUGAGAAAUGGAAAGGAAAACAUUCCAGAUAAGUUGACACAUAAUAAAACCAGCAAUAAAUGUAUAUGUAUACGAAUACAUACAAUGAUGUUUUAUAGACGUUAAUUCGACGUAUUUAAAUGGGUAGUAAUUAGUACUAGUAUUUAUUACAACACUUUAUAUAUAGAUAUACAAAAUGUGCAUAUAUAUAAACCCUUCCUUCCUCUUUCUCUUUCUCUUUCUCUUUCUGAGAAGCUUCAUUCUCCCUCCAUUGCUGAAUAUCCAUGGACUUGUCUUCUUUCCACACCAAUACUAUACUAUUACUAGUCUCUCUCUACUCAAUAAUCCUAUGAUUAAUUCCUAAUUUCAAUCAUUUUCUACUCAAUUUGUUAUUAAUCAACCAUGAGGCCUCUACAGCCGCCGCCGAAUCGGCCAACCCGGCAGCGGCGCCGCCCCGACCUAACCCUGCCGAUGCCGCAGCGCGACACCUCCCUGGCCGUCCCCCUCCCCCUGCCGCCGAGCUCGUCCAAUCUCCAACUCGAGCACUCAGAGCUGGAGCGCGUGACCCGCAUCGGGAGCGGCGCCGGCGGCACCGUGUACAAGGUCCUCCACCGCCCCAGCGCCAAAAUCUACGCCCUCAAAGUGAUCUACGGCAACCACGAGGACGCCGUUCGCAACCAGAUGCGCCGCGAAAUCCAGAUCCUCCGCGACGUCGACAACCCUAACGUGGUGCGCUGCCACAACCUCAUCGACCACAACGGCGAGAUCCAAGUCCUGCUGGAGUACAUGGACCGGGGAUCGCUCGAGGGCACGCACAUCCGCAGCGAAUCCUCCCUCUCCGACCUCGCCGGCCAGAUCCUCUGCGGCCUGCACUACCUCCACCGCCGCAAAAUCGUCCACCGCGACAUCAAACCCUCCAAUUUGCUCGUCAAUUCGCGAGGAGUCGUGAAAAUUGCCGAUUUCGGAGUGUCCAGAAUCCUGGCGCAGACCAUGGACAACUGCAAUUCGUCGGUGGGGACGAUCGCGUACAUGAGCCCCGAGCGGAUCAACACCGAUCUCAAUCACGGGAGAUACGACGGAUACGCCGGUGAUAUCUGGAGUUUGGGGGUCAGCAUUCUGGAAUUCUAUUUGGGGAAAUUCCCCUUUUCCGUGGGGAGGCAGGGGGAUUGGGCGAGCCUGAUGUGCGCGAUUUGUAUGUCGCAGCCGCCCGAGGCGCCGGCGACGGCCAGCCGCGAGUUUAGGGAUUUCAUUGCGUGUUGCCUGCAGAGGGAUCCGGCGAAGCGGUGGACGGCGCCUCAGCUGUUGAGGCAUCCAUUCAUCGCCAAUCGUUAGAUCAUUCUUGCAAAUUUGCCCCUCUGGAACUAACUGUGCUGCCCGUCGCUAAUCGUUAGAUCGUGUUUAGGAUUGUGGUAGGCCUUAAUUAAAAUCUGUUUUAGGCUUAUGGAGUUGCCAUUGCAUUGCAUCAUCAUGUGUUUGCUAUAUUUGUGUGAAGAUGUUGCACUCACUUGCUAUAAUCCACUAAAUCUACCACCACUAUCUUGCUUUGGAUUUUACUAUAAGAUGGUGUCUUUUAUUUGGGAAAAA
Messenger RNA from Salvia splendens (bonfire salvia), 2163 nucleotides. Its product is annotated as mitogen-activated protein kinase kinase 5. NCBI's taxonomy places the organism in Eukaryota, Viridiplantae, Streptophyta, Magnoliopsida, Lamiales, Lamiaceae. Gene Ontology annotation, biological process: protein phosphorylation. Bases 982 to 1911 code for a protein of 309 amino acids. Gene Ontology annotation, cellular component: cytoplasm. The record is from RefSeq and is a predicted model, not a curated record. The transcript has a single exon. Gene Ontology annotation, molecular function: ATP binding; protein serine/threonine kinase activity.